Messenger RNA from Hydractinia symbiolongicarpus, 1048 nucleotides. RefSeq lists its product as uncharacterized. Lineage: Eukaryota; Metazoa; Cnidaria; Hydrozoa; Anthoathecata; Hydractiniidae. Bases 66 to 977 code for a protein of 303 amino acids. The transcript has a single exon. The record is from RefSeq and is a predicted model, not a curated record.
AGCUUUUCGUUUAUUUCUUAGUUUAGAUUAGACUUUGCAAGCUUUGGAUUGACAAAACAAAAAUAAUGCGCAUACUUGCUUUAGCAUUUUCAAUAUUUUGUUUGAGUUCUUUCUAUGUGAAAGGUGAUGAUGCUACAAGCAAUCCAUGUGAUGGAGGAGAGCUCUUCUCCUUAGUGUGUAAAAUGCUGACUAUAAUGAAAAGAAAUACGGCUACCGCAAGAAAGCAUUUAGAAGCAAAGUUUGUAGCUGUGGAAAAAGAGCAAAAGAACGUUACCUUGCAAGUCCAAAAAAAGUUUCGUAAAGAAUCAGAAAAACUAUUGCAGAAACACGACAGCGAUGUGAAAGCGUUAGUAAAACUUAUCGAGACAAAGGUCCAAACAGUUACAAAAAUCUUGGACAAAAAGAUGUCCGAAAACAAGAAAACAAUGGACGAAAGGCUUACAAUGAUUUGGGGAGUGACACAAAGCAAUCUUUCACGUUUGGAAACCAAAAUAGUUAAACAAAUAAAUAACAGUAUGGUUUUAAACAGUAAAAACUUCAACAAAUUGGAAUCUGAAAUUGUUGACAACAAAAAUGAUCUAACUGAGAAACUAAAACUGGAGAAGGCAGAGAUGAAUGCGAGGGUGAACACAAAAUAUGAAAACAUCAAAAACGAAUGUCAAAAAAAGAUUACUUCUGUGCAACAUCAAAUGACAACACAGAUUCAAAAAAAUCAGCAACAGAUUCAGAACCUGUUAACCAAAUACAAGCAAACAUCGAAUUGGCCGUCGGGAAGUUAUUGUAUUUUGCAGAAUGGGGCGUGUCCUGCAGGAUUCAGAUCAAUCAUGGGACACAUGAUAGCUCUCUCCAUGUAUGCCGCCACUUCAACUUACAUCAAGCCAGUUGCUUUUGGAAACAGCAGAAUCAGUUGCCAUGGUAGAUGUGGACAAUAUCCAAAUUAUUUCGGAGAAUUACACAUUAGUGCAUGCUGCAAAUAAUCGUAUAUUCCAUUCAGUGUUAUAUUAAAUAUUAAUCUUAAAAUUGAGUUACCAAAUUGUGUUUUUUCUUU